This is a messenger RNA of Scylla paramamosain (green mud crab), 6809 nucleotides long. It is a transcript of the gene Cds, whose product is annotated as phosphatidate cytidylyltransferase, photoreceptor-specific-like. Gene Ontology annotation, cellular component: endoplasmic reticulum membrane. Gene Ontology annotation, molecular function: phosphatidate cytidylyltransferase activity. Bases 85 to 1422 code for a protein of 445 amino acids. The record is from RefSeq and is a predicted model, not a curated record. The transcript is spliced from 9 exons. NCBI's taxonomy places the organism in Eukaryota, Metazoa, Arthropoda, Malacostraca, Decapoda, Portunidae.
CUUCAUACAGCCUAUCGUUGCCUCGCCCAGCAGAGAUGGCCACUGAGGGAGACAGCGAGUUGAGGAAACGUGUCACUGAACCCGAUGAGAAACCUGAACAGGUAUUUGACGCAACAGCACAUAUUAUACACCUCUAAACAGAUUGUCCCCAGCUCUGAAAUAGACUCAGACGAUGACCGACUCCCUGAACAAUCAAUAGAACAGAGAACAAAGGAGAUUCCUCAAGGAACUGAUCAAGAGCCAAGCUUUCUUCACACUCUUCUGUCCCCACUGCCACCAAGAUGGAGAAAUUGGGUGAUCCGUGGCAUCUUCACUUGGCUUAUGAUUGGUCUUUUCUGCUUGAUUAUUUACAUUGGUCCCCUGGCUCUCAUAUUUACAACUCUGCUGGUGCAAGUGUGGUGCUUCAAGGAAAUCAUCAACAUUGGCUACUCAGUGUACCGGAUGCAUGGCCUGCCCUGGUUCAGGUCGUUGUCAUGGUGGUUUUCCAUCACAAGCAAUUACUUCUUCUAUGGAGAGUCUGUUGCAGACUACUUCAGUGUUAUUUCUUCCAAAAGUGAUAUCAUGCGCUGGCUGAUCGCCUACCAUCGGUUCACCUCGUUUACCAUGUACAUCAUUGGAUUUGUGUGGUUUGUACUCUCUCUGAAGAAGAAGUACUACAUGCGACAGUUUUCCCUCUUUGCCUGGACACACGUGGCUCUCCUCAUUGUUGUGUCUCAGAGUUACUUUAUUAUCUUUAACAUCUUUCAUGGAAUGAUUUGGUUCAUUGUCCCUGUCUCCAUGAUUGUUAUCAAUGACGUUAUGGCAUACAUGUUUGGUUUCUUCCUUGGCAAGACUCCUUUGAUUCAACUCAGCCCCAAGAAGACCUGGGAAGGCUUUAUUGGAGGAGGAAUUUCAACCAUUCUCCUUGGAAUGAUACUGUCAUAUGUUUUGUGCCAAUACCCAUACUUUGUGUGUCCAAUGGAGUACAGUGAGGCUGAAGAUGCUCUGAAGUAUGCAUGUGAUGCUUCCCCAAUCUUCAGGCCUCAAGAAUACAGUCUGCCAGAAACACUAGCAAACUUUUCAGCCCUUUUGGGAUGGAGGAAGACUGUGACCAUGUAUCCCUUCGUGUUCCACUCCGUCGCUCUCUCCCUCUUCAGUAGUGUUAUUGGACCUUUUGGUGGAUUCUUUGCCAGCGGCUUCAAGCGAGCAUUCAAGAUCAAGGACUUUGGUGACGUAAUCCCUGGUCAUGGUGGGAUGAUGGACCGUUUUGAUUGCCAGUAUUUAAUGGCCACCUUUGUCACUGUCUACAUCAACACAUUCAUCUCUGAGACCUCACCGCAAAAGCUACUCCAAAAGGUGUACAUGUUGAAACCCGAGCAGCAGCUCCAGCUUUACAACAUGCUGCAGGAUUCCCUCAUUGCACGAGGAAUUUUACAGCCAUAACUUGUUCAAUAGUGGAAUAUUAUUUAUGUAAGUAUUGUCUAUAGUUCAUGUUAUGUGUUGUAGGUUAUGCAAUCUGGAGAAGUGUGUAUUUUACUGUAAGUAAUAUUGUUACUUUCUCAGUGCACGAGGAGAGAAUUUUGUGUGUGAUAUACACUGUGAUUUUUUUUGUUUUCUCUGAGCUUGGAUUGGAAAUUGUUUUAAUUUCCCUAAAGAAAGUAAAACUAUUUAUUAAUACAUAUUGAGAAAGUCACUAAAUAAAUGUCCUAUUUUUAUAUAAUACUGGCUUAGAAAAGUAGCAGUGGUAUUUUAUGUACAUGGAUAAAGGAGCAGAUUUUGGUACCAUCUGUUCCCGGUAAAUAGUUAGGAUGGUACAGUUUUUUAUAAGGGAUAUGACACCUAAGGAAUGUUUUAUAAUGGCAAGAUCUAAACUAGUAGAUAUAAGAUUCUUUUUAAUGAAACAAUUCAUUCAUUGUGAAUGGUUACUGACAUUUAACAGUUUUUAAAACAUUGUACUUCAUAUGAAAAUAUUGAAAAGUCAUGUUUGUAAUGCACAUAACUUACUCAUUGCUCUUCUCUAUCCUGCUUUAAGAUAAUACAGGUAAACCUGGAUGGAUCACAUGACAGUCUUGUUCUUGCUGUUUUGCAGAAGGAGAUUGGGAACUGUAAAGUCAGUGAUGAAAGAUAUUAAAAAAUUAGUUGUAUUAUUGCCAAACAUUGGUUACAGAGAAAUAUCUUCAGUUGGUGCCUGGGAGGCAUACAUCUGUUGAAAUUUUAAGGGAAUACUGACAACGUAUGGAUCAAAGGCCUGGAUGUGGAACAGGGCACAGUAAUCAAGAGUGCAUUCUGUAGAAAUUAAUUAUUUGAGAGAGGCAUGUGCAUGACAAGAUGGGAGGGUGAGAGCUAUGAAAAUUUGUAUGGAAGAUGUGGUGUGAGUGCCCGUGCAAACAAUGCAAAUUGUUGAUUGAUGGAAUGGGUGAAAAGGAACACACCAAGAUUGUAUGGAUAUACUGAGAUGACUGAAGAGUUUGUAAAGAAAGUGCAUGUGAGUGUAGGUGAAGAUGCUAAAAGAUGAAAAAAGCUGUUUGGAAGAUGAAAGGGUAGGGUGUCUUCUGUGGACACCUCCUUGGGGACACUCCUGGAGGGAGCAUGGCAUCAUAGAGACACGGUUGUAUUCCAUUCAUCCCAGUGGAAGCAGGGAACAAAGAAAAAAGGCAGUAUGAGGAUAAAACCAUAACAGAAGAAUAGUUUAGCCAUGACACUGUAUUAUUAUUAGGAGAGAGCUGUUGCCAGAGAUCUACAUGCUGUAGCAGGUCAGCAUAUGUGUAUGAGGCUGUUAGACUUGUGUAAACAUGGAACAUUAUAUUGUUAAUAUUUUUUUAUCUGUUUACUGCACUGGGUGAAAUGAAUGAUGGAAAAUCACAUAGUGAUGAUCACUAACAAAUCUUACAAAAUCUUGAAUAUAGGAAAAUGGAAGAGUUAAUAAUAAUCUGCAAGUUACAUGAUGCACAAAUUGCAAAUCCCUCAAAUCUGAAUCUUUUCAAAAUAAUUAGGUGUGACCUCACUUUUAUAUUCAACCUGUGACUCAGGACCCAUAGCUGACUUGUCACACACAGAGAGAGAGAGAGAGAGAGAGAGAGAGAGAGAGAGAGAGAGAGAGAGAAUCUGCACCUUUUUGUGUGUGAGGUGGGAUUUACUAGGAAAGUGAAGUUGGAUUCCAGUAAUGAAGUGAAGACAGAAAACAAGUGUUCUACAUGCCUGGCAUCCAGGUCAGCCUCAGAUGCAGGUUUGCAAGAUUACUCGGUCUGAUCCUCAGAUAAGUCAAGAGUUGCUCACAGCCUUUAUCCUAAGUAAAGUGUUAAAAACUUUUCUGCACAUUAACAUCUUCCCUGUUAAGUGGCAGUGGUGUUGCAUUCAAUUAUGAUCUAGCUUAGUUUGUUGGUAUUUUGAAUGGCUUGAGGUGUGCUGUGUUGCAGAUAACAAGCAUGUAAAGAAUGAACUAAAAUAUUACAGAUCACACCUGUGGAGCAGUAGCACACCCAUUGAAUAACUAUGUGGUCCAGGCUUUAAAUCUCCAGCUAGGUGGAGACCAUUUGGAUGGAUCUCUUUAUAGUUAAAGCUGUUCGUCCAAUCAAGAAUAUGUUCAGACCCAAGCCUUGGGGAUGGCUUUAAGAAAGAUCUUGACUCAAGCAAGUUACUUACCAUUUGAGUAAUGCAGAGCUGAAUUUUUUCAGCUGUUUACAAGGUAAUGAAGGCAAAGAAAAAAAUGGUAAGUAGACACUGAACUUAAGGAACAAUGAUAUGCUCCAUGCUCCAUCCAGUUUACCUGUAAGUAAUAUAAUGCCUUUGUUGUGUAAUGAUUGUUUAAAAUCUUUAGAUAUUGUUUUUAUGUUUUGCUUUGAAUUUUAUUAGCUGUUGAACCCUAGAAUAGCUCAUUUAUACAAAUGAAAAAUGUAACCUGUUUCAUAUGUAGUAGAAAUAUAUAUUUGAAAAAUUGUUAAGUACAUCAUCAUAUAAAUCUUAAAAUAUAACUACCAAACCUAUUACUGGUUAAUUGUAAAAAAUUAGAUUUCUGAUUUUGAUUAUGUGAACAGUAUAAAUAUUUGCAAUGUUACAUAACAAAAUCUAUUUUCAUAAAAUACAUUAUAGAAAACUGUACUGUUCCCUAUGAUUCGCUACACACAACCUGCCCAUCAUGGAGGCGGCAGAGACUUGAUGAACACACUCAUGCAACUGACUUGCUGCUGCUGAAUGGUGGACAGCAACACAUUGUGGCAUUGUUACUCAAGGGAGUGAUAGUUUAAAUCAUAUAUUUGUUAUCAUUUGAAAUACAUUGUAUGAAUACUGUAUCCUUACACACUAUCCAUAUGUUGUAUGUUUUAAUGGUAGGUGUUUUUAAGUCAAUUAUAAAACAUACUGCCAAUAAAACUCUAGGAUGUUAUGAAGAAAGCCAAACUAUAAUAAUAAUCUUGAUUUAUGUACUUAUAUAGUAGCUUAGCAGGAACAAAGUAAUAUUGUGCAUUGUUGAGUCAAUCACAGAUAUAUUACAAUCUUGAAGGACAAUAUGACUGCUGGGGCUACUUUGCAGGCAGUGAUUUGGAUAUGACUAAACUUCGCUGGUUUUUCCAGCAUAGUAUUUUCCAAAACCAUUUUUGAAAUAUCUAGUAUGUUAUGUAAAAUAUAUGCUUUAGAGUGUAGUCUGACCAACCCUCUUGCAUAUGACAAAUAGAAUGUAAUGAAAAAAAGGAGGAAGUUAGUGUAGCUUUGGAAAUAGAGUAUCAUGUGUGGCUUUGAUGGUUUUAGCUGCAUGUAACCUUUCCCAGUUAUUUAUGUUUUACUAAAAAUAUUCUCUUAUAAAAUGGAAAUUGUGUAGGAAUGUCAGUAACUUUGGAUGUACAUAAUUAUAUACUGAAUUCAUUAUUUUGACUGUGUGUGUGUGAUUUGACAAGUAACUAAUGUUUAUGUUUGUACCUUUUAUGUUUACAACUAUUACCAUACCAAGAACCAGUCAGGAAUACAAUCUAAGUUACUCCAUUGAUAUAAUGACAUUACCAUAGAAAAUAAAUGAAUGAUCUCAAUAGUAACAUAUCUCAAAAGAUAUAUCUAGUAUGUACAAAUGUUAACUGCAUUACUCAUUAUAUGACAUAUUAUAGGUAAAGUAUGAUCUAUAUUUUAUGUAGAUCUGUUAAUAUUAUGCAUUAAAAAUUGUCAAGAUAGUAUGCAACACAGUGGGACAGUGCUUUGCUGAUGAAAUAACCAUGCUUAUCAUAGAGUUGAAGCCUCAAAAAUAUUAUGCAGUUGGUCCCAGAGGCAUCAAAAGGCACUUUUCAUAAGUUUUAAGUAUUUCAUACCUGAAUCUAAUGCCACACUUAACCUCCGAAGUAAUAGCUGCACAGGAUCCACUUACUGGGGAUCUGCUUUAUGAAAAAAUACUGUCUUCUUAAUGUUUGAAUUUUAGUUUUUAAAAUUUUAUUUAUUUAUUUGUUUAUUUUUAUUGCUAUCAUUAUCUGAUAACCAAAGAGUGUACAAACUAAAUACAUAACACCAACCUGUGAGUCGUUUAUGAAGUGCAUUGGUCCUAUGAGGCACAUUUAUUUUCUCGUACUUUGUCCUGUCAUUCCCGAUGGUGAUGCAUCCUCAUCCCAUAAAAGUCAAACUAAUACUGGUGCAUCAUUAUCAUCAUUCAUUGCUUCAUUGUCACCAUCACCAUCUUGGCUGUGAUGUUGCUGACACGUCACUGAUGGGAAAAAAAAGUGGCUGGAUAAUGUAGAUCUGCUGUUUCUCAUUGAGUCUUUAAUUGUAGAGUUGAUUCAGUCCUUUUAUAUAAGUUUCUUUAUGAUGGACAAAAGCUCAGUCAAUUCAGUAAGAUUAGUGCAUUUUUUUACUAUUUCUGACAAGUUUUUUGCUCUUACAGUUCUUUGUCCCCUGGUGCUGUUCAUUUUUUUUUUUCAUGUACAUCCUCUCUCACUUAAUUUUUUCAGCUGAAAAUGCCUCUUCAAUUUCAAUCAACUCUGAUAACAGUUUUCCAUUAACUUUGGAAGAACUGGUGCCAAAAUGUCUGAGAUGGUGUCACUGAUCUCUUGAAGUAAAGGACACAGCAUAUGAAAGAGCAGACCAGAAUCAGUGGAUCCAGAUCUUAAACCAGGUUUGUGUCCUUUACUUUAGAAAAAUAAAGCCCAGUCACUGGUUUUCAUUACAUCUCUCAGACGGUGAUAUACAAUUACGUUAAUACUUGGGCCAUCAUAUGCAGAGCAAGGUGCUGCUGAAGUAUAUCCCACACAUAGUUUCUGAAAAGAUAAUUAAAGUUCAGGGCAAUAUCAUGGAUCACUGCCAAAGGUGAGAAGCUGUAAGAAUUAGAGAAAUGCAGUAACACUACAAGUGGUGAAAGAGAGAAAAAGAAUGAAAUAAAAUAAAAUAAAAGACUAAUUGGUUGAUAGCACCAACAUGAUAGCUGAAGGAUGAGAUUUGUAAUACACCAUCUCUGAAGUGCUCGGUGCUGUCGGUGAGUGCAAUAUGUCACCAAAGUGAAAAGGUUACAAAUUACAGGUGUUAAAUUGAAAGAAGUCGAAUGCACAGUCCCACUGUGUGUGUGUGUGUGUGUGUGUGUGUGCGCGCGCAUGUGUGUGGGUGUGUGCGUGUGUGCGCGCGUGUGUGUGUGUGUGUGUGGGUGUGUGCGCAUGCGUGUGUGUGUGGGUGUUUGCACGUGCAUGCACGUGUGUGUGGGUGUGUGCGCGUGCGCGCGCGUGUGUGUGGGUGUGUGCUCAUGCCCAUGUGUGUGUGUGUGUGUAAAGGAGUUAGACAUGUUGAGGAACAGAAAAGUAAUAUUUCUUUGGAACUAGACUCCUUGAUUAGUUUUAGGAAGUGCAUAUGAAUAAAUCCAUGUAUAGUUA